GGGAAAAUUUGAACCACAAUUCCAUUCGUAAAAGAAAAUGGAUUCUUACAUAGUGCUUAUUUGUCAGUAGUUAUAGACUGAGAGGAAGAUGGAUAACAUCAAAGUUGCCAUUCGUGUGCGGCCCCUCAUAGGAAGGGAGACCGGGAUGGUGGACCAUUGGACUGUACAUGAGGACACCAUCAAGCCAACAGAGGCAGUAGGAAAGCUGGGGACACCUUAUACAUUUGACCGUAUAUUUGAUGAAUUGAUGACAACCUAUGACAUCUUUGAGGAAGUAUGUAAACCGAUAAUUGCGGAUGCUGUACAGGGAUUUAAUGGAACAAUAUUUGCCUAUGGUCAGAGUUCCUCAGGGAAGACGUUCACUAUGUCCGGGAGUGCUAUGCAGAAAGGAAUUAUCACACUAUCUGUGGAGGAAAUAUUUGCCAUAAUAGAGGCUUCACACCAUCGGGAGUUCCUGAUACGUGUGGCCUACAUGGAAAUCUACAAUGAGAAGGUGACCGACCUGCUGUCCUCCGAGGAGAAAGUUAUUAAGAUACAAGAGGAUCAGGAAAAGAACAUCCAAGUAACAGGUGUAAAGGAAGAAUUAGUGAGUAACAGUAACGACGUGCUAGCCAUCAUACAGAAGGGCGACAACCGACGUCAUAUGGCAGAAACCAAACAAAAUGACCGCAGUUCUCGAUCCCAUUGUAUCAUACGUAUUAUCAUUGAGAGCAGAGAAAAAGGGGACGAACAAGCGGUCAUGGUAGCUCAUUUGAACUUUGUAGACCUUGCUGGUUCAGAAAAAGCUGGAGAAAACUCUGGAGAUCGUCUUCGUGAAGGCUGCUCUAUCAACAAAAGUCUUCUCAUACUUGGACAAGUCAUAAGCAAACUCAGUGAUGGAGUGAGCAACCAACAUAUAAGUUACCGUGACUCUAAAUUAACCAGGAUAUUGCAAGUCUCGCUAGGAGGGAAUUCCAAAACAGCCAUAAUUGCCACCAUCACACCUGCUUCCUUAGAGGAAUCCCACAGUACACUCAGGUUUGCAUCACAAGCCAAAAAAAUCAAGAACAAGGCCAUGGCAAACGAGGUUCUGUCGGAGGCAGCUAUGCUGAAGAAAUACCAGAAAGAGAUUCACCACCAGCAACAAGUAAAUGAGCUUGGGAAGAUUGAAAACCAGGACCUAAAGAAAAGUCUGGAGCAGAUGGAAACACAGAUAAACAAGCUGAAAAAAUUUAUUAUCCAGUCAGGCCCCACACAAAGUCAAGCCAAGAGAAAAAGAAGAGAGACUUGGUGUCCUGGUAAAAACAAGAGAAUGAGCAUCUUCAGACCGUCUGUUUCCUUCGCAGUUGAGGAGGACAUAUUCCUGUCAGAGAUGCCUCCUAUGGAUGACCUGCCUGAAUCCAAUGAAGAAGACGCUUUAAUGAGACCUGCAAACAUAACAACAAGAAAGAGAUCAUUUGAACAAACCAAGAGGCAAGAGGCAAGAUCGAUGAUCAGCAUGAGUCCUGAUGCCAAAACCAAGCAACUGAUGGAACUGGAAGACAAAUAUGAAGAUCUGCUGAAAGAACACACCCGGCUACAGACAGAGUUCAAUGAUUUGUCAACCUUCCAUAAUCUGGAGCGCGAAACACUAGAGGAAAAUAUUGCAGAAUUGCAUGGUGAGAAGGAGAUAAUCAAGCAUGAAUGCACAAAGUUGUCAGAUGAAGUCAUCCAGACAGAACACAAGCUGAAUAUACAGACUCGGAGGAUGACAGACUUUCAGGGUGAACUGGAGAACUACCGGAAGUCGGGAUCUAUGGAUAACGCAGACACAAACUUGUCAGCGCUACAGCAGGAAUGUGAGCAGUUGAAAGAGACUAUUAGACAACUUAAGGAGGAAAUGACUUCUUCUAAAACAGAUUCAAUAGAAUCUACAGAGGCCAUGGAAAAACUACAGGAGGAAUGUUCUGUUCUCAAACAGCAGGUAGAGAAACUUGAAACUGAGAAGUCAGAGUUGGCAGAAGGGGCAGAGACAGAGCAUGACAAAAUGGCCACACUAGAGAAGGAAUAUACAUUGCUUCAGAGCACUGCGAAGGAUUUGAUUGAGGAACGACUCGGUAUGCAAGAAGCAUUAACCGGUUUUGGACUCAAAAUUGAACAGCUACCAAUUCUGAAGGACAAAUUUGAGGAACUUAUACAAGAAAAGGAAUCUCUUUUAAUGGAGGUUAAUUCAUUGAAAGAGGAAGAGAAAACACCAGAAAUUCAAGACGAAGAGUUGCAGAAUCUCAAAGAGACUACAAGCAAUUUGCAGCAAAAGCUUCAAGAGGCAGAAGAAGAGAAAAUGUUGUUGAUUUCAAAAGUGGAUGCUUUACACAGCGAAUGCCAGCUUAAACCAACAGAAAAUGGAUUGACUGAGAUGGAGGAGGAAUGUAGAAGGCUGAGGGAGACUGUUAGAGAGCUGGAGGAAGGAAAAACUGAGGCAGCUGGUUGCAAUGAUGCCAUGACAAAAUUAAUGGAAGAAUGCUCUGCACUGAAACUUCAAAUUGAGAAUCUGGAAUCUGAGAGAACUGAAUCAGUGAAAGGAACUGAAAAUGACAAGGUCGCUACGCUGGAAGAGGAAUGUGAAAGACUCCGAGCCCAAGUGAAGGAUUUGGACGAUGAACGUCUCAACAUGCAGGAUGAAUUGACAGAAGCUGGGAUUAAUCUUGAGCAACUUCCAACUAUAAAGGAGAAAUGUGAGGAACUUGUGCAAGAAAAGGAAUCGCUUCUGACUGAAAUUUCUUCAUUGAAGGAGAAUGGUAAUGCAGAGCUAGAAAUGCAGGAGGUUGAGAUGCAGAUGAUCAGAGAAAAAGUGGGCAUUUUACAAGAACAACUUGAAUUGGCAGAAGGACAAAAGAGAGAAUUAAUUUCAAAAAUGGAAAACCUAGAAAGUGUGAGUCAGGAAAAACCAACAGAAAAUGCCAUGGCUACACUGCAGGAGGAAUGUGAUGUUCUCAGAAUUACAGUGAAUGAAAUGGCAGAGGAAAGGCUGAGUAUGCAGGCCGAAUUGAAAGAUGUUGGACUACAAAUUGAACAACUGCCCAUUCUGAAAGAGAAAUAUGAAGAACUUGCACAAGAAAAGGAAUCACUAGUUACUGAAAUCUUGUCAUUAAAACAAGGAGGAAAGACAGAUAUUGAAAUUCAUGUAUCAGAAUUGCAGAAUCUUCAAGAGAAAGCCAGAAGUUUGGAGGAAAAGCUGGAACAGGCUGAAGAAGAGAAAGUUAAUUUGAUUUCCAAGAUGGAGAACUUCAAUAGUGAACACCAUGGUAAAACAGCUGACAGUUCAGUGUCUGUGUUAGAAGAGGAAUGUGAAAGGUUGAAGGAGACAAUAAGACGACUUGAAGUAGAAAAAAUGUCUAUAGUGUCAGGGGAUACUGUAAUUGAUAGUACCAUGGAGACAUUGCAGGAAGAAUGUUCUGUUCUGAAGCUUCAGAUAGAGAGACUUGAGGCGGAAAGGGCCAAGGCAGCUGAAGGAACGGAGACUGAAAGUAACAAGAUGGCUAUACUUGAGGAAGAAUGUGAAAUACUCCGAGCCACUGUGAAGGAUUUGGCUGAUGAACGUCUCAAUAUGCAGGAUGAAUUGACAGAGGCCGGUGAUAAACUUGAGCAGUUCCCCAUUCUGAAGGAGAAAUGCGAGGAACUUGCACAGAAAAAUGAUAUGCUUUCUGCAGAAAUUACUUUAAUUAGGGAAGGAAAAACAGGAUCAGAAAUACAAGAGGUAGAGUUACAGAUUCUCAGAGAGAAAGCCAACAGUUUUCAAGAGGAUCUUGAAUUAGCAAAAGAAGAAAAAAGUAAUUUGUUAUCAAGAUUGGAGACUUUGCAAAAUGAAUGUGAGAAAAAACCAGUGGACAGUGCAAUGGCUUCACUUGAGGAGGAAUGUGGAGUCCUCAGAGCCACUAUGAAGGAUUUGGCAGACGAACGCCUCAAUAUGCAGGAUGAAUUGGCAAACGUUGGUCUAAAACUUGAACAACUGCCAAUUCUAAAGGAGAAAUAUGAGGAACUUGUGCAAGAAAAGGAAUCACUUCUGACAGAAAUUUCUUCAUUGAAGGAAAAAGAUAACGUAGAACCAGGAAUGCAGGAGGUUGAGAUGCAGAUUCUCAGAGAAAAAGGCAGCAAAUUACAAGAAGAACUUGAACUGGCAGAAGAGGAAAAAAUGCAGAUGAUUUCAAGAAUGGAAGCCUUACAGCAAAAUGAGUGUCAAGGAGAAACUGUGGAGGAAUGUGAAAGAUUGAGAGAGGUCAUUAAGCAGCUGGAGGAGGAAAAAUUAACUUCUAAAACAGAGGCUGCUAACUCAAGUGAUGCCUUGCAAAAAUUACAAGACGAAUAUUCAAUACUCAAACUUCAAAUAGAGAAAGAUGAAGAGGAGAGAUUUAAGACGGUAGAAGGAACCGACAAUGAAAAGACGAAGAUAGCUACACUAGAGGAUGAAUGUGAAGUGCUUCGAGCCACUGUGAAAGACUUAGCUGAUGAAUGUCUUGGUAUGCAAGAAAAAAUGACUGAUGUUGAACAGCUGACAAAUCUGAAGGAGAAAUGUGAAGAGCUUACACAAGAAAAAGCAGACCUAUUAAAGGAAAUCUCCUCAUUGAAGGAAGAAGGAAAAACAGAAAUCGAAAUUAAGGAGUUAGAGCUGCACAAUCUUAAAGAGAAAACCUGUAGAUUGGAGGAUCAACUGAAACUUGUGGAAGAAGAAAAAGGUCAAUUGAUUUCAAAAGUGGAGGACUUACAAAUCGAGUGCCAAGAGAAAACAGCAGAAAAUGGAAUGGCUGAGAUGGAGGAGGAAUGUAGAAGGCUGAGGGAGACUGUUAGAGAUCUGGAGGAAGGAAGAACCGAGGCAGCUGGUUCAAACGAUGUCAUUGAUAAAUUAAUGGAAGAAUGUUCUACACUGAAACUUCAGAUAGAGAAUCUUGAGGCUGAGAGAGCUAGGACAGCUGAAGGAACAGAGACUGACAGUAGUAAGGUCGCGACAUUGGAAGAAGAAUGUGAAGUCCUCAGAGCAACAGUGAAGGAUUUGGCCGAUGAACGUCUCAACAUGCAGGAUGAAUUGACAGAAGCUGGAGUUAAUCUUGAGCAACUUCCAAUUCUAAAGGGAAAAUGUGAGGAACUUGUUCAAGAAAAGGAAUCGCUUCUGACGGAAAUCUCUUCAUUGAAGGAGAAUGGUAACUCAGAACCAGAAAUGCAAGAGGUUGAGAUGCAGAUUCUCAGAGAAAAAGUCAACAAAUUACAAGAAGAACUUGAAUUGGCAGAAGAAGAAAAGAUGCAAGUGGUUUCAAAAAUGGAAGCCUUACAAAAUGAAUGUCAGGAAAAACAUACGCCCAGUGAAAUGAGUAAGUUGGAAGAGGAGUGUGAAGUUCUUCGGGCCACUGUGAAAGAUUUAGCUGAUGAACGCCUUAAUAUGCAGGAUGAAUUGACAGAGAUUGGACUCAAAAUUGAACAACUGCCAAUUCUGACAGAAAAAUGUGAGAAAUUGGAACAAACAAACAAUUCGUUAAUUGAAGAAAAUUCCCAUUUAAAAGACAAAAAAUUGUCCCUUGAGGAACAAUUAACGGAGAAUUCUUUCAGUUUGAAACAAAAAUUAGAAGAGGUUUUAGACGAGAAAGAGCAUUUGAAUUCUCAGCUGGAAGCUUUAAAAAUGGACGUUCAAACAAAGCAAGCAUUAGAGGAAGAAUGUGAAGUGCUCAGGGUUAAGGUGAAGGCUUUAAACAAUGAACAUGCCAUUAUGCAAGAUGAAAUUAAUGAUCUAGGACUCAAAGCUGAACAGCUGCCUGUUCUAAAGGCAAAGUGUGAGGAACUUGUGCAAGAAAAGCAAUCAUUUUUGACAGAAAUAUCUUUGUUGAGAGAGGAUAAUACAGAAAUCGAAAGACAAUCAGUAGAGGUUGGAAAUCUGCAGGAGAAAGUCAGUGGUUUGCAACUUCAACUGGAACAGCGUGAAAAGGAGGUGAAUCAACUAAGCUCCGAAUUACAGGACUUAGAAUUGGAACGACAGACGAAAACAGCUGCAUUCGAAAAGUUUAAAAGUAAUUACGAAUUAAUUGCAAUGGAAAAGAAAGAUUUGGAUGAAAAAGUACAGCAUUUAGGGAAAGAACUUGCAGAGAGAAUCAGUCAACAGAAUGAAGAAAGUGGUCGUGUUUGUGUCAUGCUGGAAGAGAUGAAUGAAAUGCAGAAGAAUGUAGCUCGAUCUGAGAAAGAGAAGAACGAAAUGGAGAUGAAACUCGAGGAAACCCUUAAUGAACUACAGUUGAAAUGUCGCAUGAAUGAGGAGACGAUGCAGUACCAGCGGGAGAUGGCUCGACUACAGGAGGACAAAUCCCAGCUGAGCUCUGAACUUGAGAUGCUAAAACAAUCACUUAGUGAUUAUGACAGUCCCGAUUCUAUGAAAUCCCAGAUAGAACAGUUGAAAUCACAAAUUAAAAAGUUGUCUUCUGUCGAAAUACAAAAGCAAGAAUGUGAGGACGCACUUUGUUUAAAAGAAAAAGAAUUGGAACAACUUAAAGCUCAGAUGUCGACAAUGAAGGACCAGUUGGAGGCAGAAUCUUCAUGUCAACAAAGCGUGUCACACUUUUCUGACAUGAACUCUUCGGCACCUUGGGAAGAUGAGAAAAUAGAAUUAUUGAAGAAAAUUGAUGUCUUGAAGAUUGAGAGAGUCAAGCAUGCUCGUCUGAUGUCAGAAGUUAACAAAUUGAAGGAGGACAAAAAGACGCUAAUUUCCAUCUGCGAAGAUCUAGAAAAGCAACAAGAGAAGGCUGUGGAUGAGUGCGAGAUGGGGAAGAAGCUGAAGGCAGCAGAAACAGAUGCAGACAAAUACUAUGAAUUAUACAACAGUAAUCAGAGUAGAAUUGAAGAGCUGGAGAAUACGCUAGGCAAAACUCAGACAGACAUGGACAACAUGAAGACACAUAUCCUCGAAACAGAAAAAAAACUAACAGAAAUGCAACAGACCACUACGAAACAGUGGGAAGAGAUUGGAGAGAAAAAGAUGGAAAUUUUCUCCCAGAAUCAAACCAUUGAGAAAUUUGAAGCCAAAAAACACAAACUGGUGCAACAAUAUGAAGAAACAAUUGAGAUGAAAGACAACAGGAUCAAGAAACUUCAGGUGGAGAUAAGGCGGAGAGAUGCAGAGACAUCAUAUAUGGAACCAUCGUCCAAGGCCGAAAAGGGGGACAACUCUUCAUCAAAGGAGAAUGUGCCCGGGGGUAUUGUUGACCAGUACAAUAUGUUUAUGUUAGAGGCGAAGAAUCUGCGUCUUGAGAGGGAAGUCACAAAAUUGAAGAAUAAGGUUAAGGGUUUAGAGGACAACCCGAUCACCAAACCUUGUAGCUGUCCCUACCAGGAAAUCAAAGCCAGACUUGAACAGGAGAGUGAGGAAAAGCAGAGAAUCCAGCAGGAGUACAAUGAACUGAAGAAAAAACAUAUAGUAAAAAUUGGCAGUAGAGAAAUUGAUACAAGUAAAAUUAACAUUCCUGAUGUAAAGGUUCCAACAGUUAACCCUGAGCCGACGGAAUUCUCUCGUCAUGAAGACAGAAUACUCUCUGAAAGUAAACGCAGACCCCACACAAACUACCCGAAGACACCAUUCUCAGACAAUGAAUGCAAACAACAAUAGCAUGCUUAAGUUAGGUUGGCCUAUCCAAGGGUCAAAUAUUGACGGACAAUUAUCAUAAAUGUACAGAAAUGACUUUAAAUGAAAGAUUCCCUAGGGAUGAAUGUUUUAGGUUGAUCUCUGUGAUAAAAACUUUUUAAGUGUUGAUCUCGGACUCUUCACUCCUUGAUGUGUCUAUCUUUUUCUCUUGUCUGUCCCUCUGUAUUUCAUCCCUGAAUACGAUGAAAUAAUUAUUUAUCUACGUUUUGUACUUGGUUAAUUGUGGGAUUAUGGGUCAUUGUUUGGCUCCAGAUGAAUGUGUGUAGAAGAAUGCUUGUAAACAAGGGAGAAAUAAUUGAACGUGUCAGUGAAUGUUUGUUAUUGUUUGAAAAGCUGAGAGGUACUUAAGUAUUUAUGAUUGUUAGAUAUUAGUACAUAGGAGUUUUACUUGUGUAUUAUACCAGGGUGUUCUGAAUUUCUGAAAGACAUUAAUUGAUCCUUCUGGACUGAAGAUAAGGAUACCAUCAAUUUUAAAUUCUUUUGAGGACAAAAUCUUAUGAUUUAUUGCCUGAUAUAUACAAUUGUACUUUCAAUAUUGAUGCAGAGCUUAGUUCGCUGAUGAAUCGAUGGAAUUGGACUUUGAUAUUGUGUGAAUGGGUUUUUAAGAGGAAAAUAUGCGUAAAAGGGUACUGUGAAUUCUAAAGAUAUUUGUUUUACAGAAGUAACUAUGAAAAAAAUGGAAUUAUUUAAGUUAUGUGUUUAUCAUGCAAUUAUGAAUUUAAAAUGUUGAGCUAUUUUGAAAGGGAAUCAAAAUAUAUGCAUUUAUUCUAAUACUCCAAUUAGUUGUUAAUUAGUUAAAAUGAGAGAUCUGAUUAUAAUUAGAUUGUCAGUCGAUGUGAUGUAUUUAACACUCUGCUAGGGUAAGUAUUAAGCUGUAUCAGGUUUGUGAUCGAGGUCACUACUACAAACUCUUCUACAAAACCAGGAACUGAUACAGGAUUCCUUGUACAUGCUGCUCACAAUAUAUUUGAUAUAGAUAAAUAUUAAAAUAUUUUGUACAAACAUCUGUCUGAUUGCUCCUUCGUAUUUAUAUUUUCUAAAUUUUUGGUACAUAAAAGCACCCCAAACCAAACACACAAGAACUCUCUCUGGUCCCAAGUAAGUAGGUAGGGUUAGGGUUAGCUUUUUUCAAUACAUAUAUGGCAUGUUAAUGGUAUAAAUGUUAAGAUAAUCCUAGAUUACUGACCUUUAAGGAAGGUAGACACUUCAGAAUUUUUACCAAUGAUGUCGCAGAAAAGCAUUAAUAUCGUGAC
Messenger RNA from Pecten maximus, 8886 nucleotides. Its product is annotated as centromere-associated protein E-like. The transcript is spliced from 25 exons. Gene Ontology annotation, biological process: mitotic cell cycle; microtubule-based movement. Gene Ontology annotation, molecular function: ATP binding; plus-end-directed microtubule motor activity; microtubule binding. Bases 89 to 7597 code for a protein of 2502 amino acids. Gene Ontology annotation, cellular component: microtubule. NCBI's taxonomy places the organism in Eukaryota, Metazoa, Mollusca, Bivalvia, Pectinida, Pectinidae. The record is from RefSeq and is a predicted model, not a curated record.